Tetrapisispora phaffii CBS 4417 is the source of this 828-nucleotide messenger RNA. Its product is annotated as reticulon family protein. NCBI's taxonomy places the organism in Eukaryota, Fungi, Ascomycota, Saccharomycetes, Saccharomycetales, Saccharomycetaceae. The transcript has a single exon. The coding region runs from base 1 to 828 and encodes 275 amino acids. The record is from RefSeq and is a predicted model, not a curated record.
AUGUCUACUGAACAAAAGAAAGAUUGUUGCGCUUGCAAAUGCAUCACUGAAUGUGAUGUUUUAACUUGGAAAAAUCCAAUUGAAACUGGCAAAUUAUUUGGUGCAAGUUUACUUGCCAUUUUAUUCAUUAAAAAUGUUAAUAUUUUAACAUUUUUAAGUAAAACUUUGUAUCUAGUUUUCUUCACAACAGGUUCAAUCGAAUUCAUUACUAAUUUGCUAUUAGGCAAUGGUAACGGUUUAGUCACUAAAUAUGGCAUUCAAAACUGUCCAAACACAGUAGGUUUCAUUAGACCUUAUGUUGACGAAUUUUUAAAGCAAUUGCCAAUUAAGCAGGCUGCUAUGAGAAAAUUGGUAUUCGCAGCCUCCCCAAAAAAUACUUUGAAAGCUGGUGCUUUAUUCUGGUUCUUACAUAAAGUCUUCAGUUUAAUCUCGUUCACUAAUCUAUUAAUAAUCGUCGAUUUAAUCGCUUUCACUUUACCAAUUGUUUACAAAAGCUAUCAAACUGAAAUUGAUCAAGUUGUUAAACAAAUUAUUGAAAUCUUACAAAAGAACUUAGAAGUCGCAAAGAAACAGGCUUGUGAAAAGGCUAAGCCAACUUUACAAUCCUUAGACAAGAAAUUAGGUCCAGUCUCUAAAUUGAUUAAGUCGAAAUUAAACAUUGAUGACAAGAAGAACGAAUCAGAAUCCACUGCUGCUUCCUCUUCUGCUCCAGCUGCCGCCACUUCUGGUUCGGAAUUCCCUUCUGUUCCAGCUUCUCAACCAAUCUCUGAAGCCAUCAACGCUGCUGCUGAAGACGCUUCUAAGAAAGCUGAAGAGUUAUCAAACUAA